Messenger RNA from Raphanus sativus (radish), 1951 nucleotides. RefSeq lists its product as uncharacterized. NCBI's taxonomy places the organism in Eukaryota, Viridiplantae, Streptophyta, Magnoliopsida, Brassicales, Brassicaceae. Gene Ontology annotation, molecular function: protein binding. The coding region runs from base 228 to 1781 and encodes 517 amino acids. The transcript has 4 exons. The record is from RefSeq and is a predicted model, not a curated record.
UUUCACAUGCGCGAUAUUUUUUUCCCAGUCUUUGAUAAAUCUUAGUAUUUGCGUUUGUAUAUAAUAAGACCAAGCUCCUUCAUAAGUGAAGCGUCUGUCUCCUCGUGUUCCCACUUCAGGAUUAUCUGCACAAAAGUUUGUAAAAGAAAGCGUGUGGAAGACGAAACUAGCCUCAAGCUUCUUCUUCUGCUCUGUUUUUUUUUCACUUUCUUGCCAAGUAAACAAUAAUGGGCGUGAAAGUAGCAACGACCUCAACCUUCAACCACUUGGUGGCUGUUCAUCAUUCUCAAACCCUAGUUUCCUCCGCCAUUUCUUCUCCUUCAAGACGACGAAGCUUCGGACAGAGCCAGAGUCUCUUCGGCUCUUCUUCUUCUUCCACGAAUCUCCUCCGCCACUCCAAGUCCUCCUGCGAGCUCUUGAAAUCAUCAAGACCGACCAAAACUCAGCUCAUUCGCAGAGCCUUCACCGGAAGCGUCGACCCUUUCUCCGAGGAAGAGUUCUCCAAAAAGAUGCAAGAGCUCACUCUCAAGUUCCAAGAGGACAACGAAACAGAGACGACGACGACAAACAGUUUCGGCCUCCUCGACAGAUCAUCAUCCAGUUCGGUGGAACCCCCGUGGCCCGAGAUGGUGCAAAUGUCUUCCAUCGAGAGGAAAGCGAACAGCGUCGACCUCCCUAUCUCCCUCCGCAUCAUUAAAAGAAAGCUACGGAUGGAGGAAGAAGGACUUAUCAUCAACCGAGUCGGAGAAUCGGCUUGCUGCUCCGUGAAACGAGCCUUCUCCUCUAUGGUGUUUAUGAUCCGCGAGCUGCAGAGCUUCACGCUGCACAUGAGAGAGCUUCUCCUCUUCGAAGAUCUCCAAGGGAUCCUCCUCCGCGUCAGAAAAGAGAUGCAUGCGUCGUUUGUGUGGCUGUUCCAGCAAGUUUUCUCCGCGACUCCUACUCUUAUGGUCUCUGUUAUGAUCCUUCUCGCAAACUUCACGGUUUAUUCUAUUGGAAGCAACUCCGCUUUAGCCGCAACGCCUCCAACCGCCACCGUCUCUUUCAGGUUUGACACUACGGAGAUAAGUGAGUCACAGGAGAAGUUCGACUCCGAUAUGAUCAAGACGUUCUCUGUUUCUUCUCCCAACGGGAAGACAUCUUUUGUCGGCGGAGGAAACGGUGGUAACAACUUGCCGCCGGUGCAGAGCGGAACAGAAGGAGAUGGUUCUGAUCAGUUCAGAACACCAUCUCAGUUCUCGUCGUCAUCUCUCGGCUCAACGACCGCGGAUUCAGAGGUAUCCGUGUCGGGGCAGGAAGAGACUAGGCUGUGGAACUCGAUCUUGGAAGAGACGGAGAAGAUGGAAGCUUUGGAUCACGACACGAUGAAGCAGAUGGUUGCUCCAGUGGAGGCACGAGUAGAAGCGGAAGAGUCAAUGGAUUACUUCAAGACGGAGCUUCUCUACCAGACGGGUCUGUCUCAGCAGCCUGAUAACGUUCUCCUUCUUGCUAAUUACGCCCAGUUUCUCUACCUAAUCAUACAUGAUUACGACAGAGCGGAGAAGUAUUUCAAGAGAGCGGCAAAAGCAGAGCCAGCUGACGCCGAGGCGUUGAGUAAAUACGCGACGUUCUUGUGGAAGGCGAGGAACGAUUUGUGGAGGGCAGAGGAGACGUUCUUGGAAGCAAUCUCUGCUGAUCCAACAAACUCAUUUUACUCUGCAAACUAUGCACAUUUCCUUUGGAACACGGGUGGUGAUGAGACGUGUUUCCCUCUCGACGCUCCACCACAACAGAACACAACCUAAAGAUAAAAGAGUGAUAACAAUUGUCCAAGUGUACAGUGUGUUUCUUUUUAGUACAAUUCAUGUCAUGUGGCAACUUUUUGUUCUGUAAAACAAACAAGACUUUUGUUUAUAUAUACGCACAUAUUUCAAAAGUUUUGUUUUUACUUUUUUAAAAAAAUGUACUUGGACUA